GCGAUCACGUGGGAAGAGGAAAUCCAGGAGUAGACGGCGAAGCCGCAGUCGCAAAGACCGCAGCCGGAGCCGGGAUCGUAGAGACCGGAAUCGUCGGGAUCGGCGUGAGCACUCGCGCGACCGACGCAGACCAUCACGUUCUCGAUCUCGAGACAGAGAUCGAAAACGUCAAGAGAAGGAUAAGAGCGACGGAAGCCCAGCAAAGAAGGUGCAGGAAGGUAAAAGUCACAAGGAUCGGAGCGACUGCUUGGUUCGAGGUGACGGAGCUGUUCAGUCCUCGUCCGCUUCCCCCAUGUGCCAGCUCCAGCAAGACAUCCAGCGGCAACUUCUAGAGGAGCAGGAAAGACAAGAGAAGCAGCGGCAGCAUGAGCUCCAACUUCAGAGGGAACUAGAAGAAGAGCACAAGGAACUUGAGCUUCUUUGCGAGCAGUCACAGCAUGCGCCCCAGGACGUCUCCAUAGGCACAAACCAGUCGGUUUUUGAAGGGGGAUCGGGGAUGGCUCGAGACCCGGCUGUUGCCGAGACAGAUCGAGAAGAGAAUAAUCUGAAGCUUGCAGAUGGCGGGCGAGCACAAGGAAUUCAAGAGCAGGACUUGCCCGAGGGCAAGACAGGCGAGAUCGACGGAAGCGUUGCCGAGGAACAAGCAACGAUCCAGACCAAAGGAGAUUUCGGGCACGACCGGAUGAGGACAGGUCAUGUGAAGCCAGAAGACCAGCAGCAGUCAGAGGACAUUGAAACAGCAGAAGCGAAAGAGACGGCCAAACCUAACGCAAAGAACAAGGACAAGACAUCGGACAUGGAUAAGAAAAAGGGCAAGGACGUUCACCCAGAAGGUGUCACAGAAAAGGGCAAGCAGAAUGAGAAGGAGAAGAAGAAGAAGGAGGAUAAGCAAGAGACGGGGCGCAAGGAGGCGAAGAAAGUGGAGACGAAAGUCAUAGAGAAGAAGAAGAAGGAAGAGGACAAGCAAGAGAGGGGGCGCAACGAGGCGAAGAAACUGGAGACGAAAGGCAAGGAGAACACGCGUAAGGAGGAGGCGAAGGACAAGCAGAAAAGAAAGGAUGAGACAAAGGACAAGGAAAAUGUGAAUGAGGAGACGAAGGAGAAGGACAAGAAAAAGGAUGCGACGAAAGAGAAAAAGAAGAAGGAAGAGAUAAAAGAUAAGAAGCAGGAGACAUCGGACAAGAAGGAAUCAAAGCAAGCCAAGGAGAAGACAGACAAACAGCGCGAUAAAGAGAAGAAGAAACAGGAUGAUAAGACCCCCAAGGAUAAGGACCAGCAGAGUGAGCAUGCCAAGGACACAAGCGCCAAGAAGCGAAAGAAGGAUGCGAGUGGAUGGCUUUGUCGAGCAGCACAGAAACGCAAACUCUUCCGAGGAUGGCAGUCGAAAAACGUGAGAGCCUCUGCCUCGUCUCGAUGCAAUACACUCUAUGAAAGCUCCUCGUUCAAAGUGUCAAAGGGCGCAGUAUGGCUCAGUCGGAUGCAGUUGUGCCGCUUCUUUGCAGCUGAGUGGCUUCACUGGGACGGCAGUCCACAAACCAUUGCAGCAGUCUUGACCACUCCCGCCCUGCCAAGCAAACCCAUUGCCUGUAUCCGUGCUUGCCUGAGCGAGAAGCAGUUUCUUAGCACCGACAUUUGCCCGGCCGUGAUGCGCCUUACUGUCCUGCAGAUGGGCGCUUCCCCGGGCCAUGCGGUCCGGAGAUCUCGCUUGGGCAAGUGUUGGCCUGUAAUUGCCUUUGUGCUUGUGCAGAUUCACGUGCAGCGGCACGUCAAUGGCUUCGCUGGCUGGUCGCGAGCGCUCCAAGGACUCGGAAGUGGUGUGGCUGGCUCAAGGCAUUGUGUGGUCAGAAGUGACAGUGACGGCGAGUCCAUGGAUACCUACGGCGCCUACCCUGCCCAGGCAGCCCCGGGAAUUUACAUAGCUAAGACAGCGAUUCGUUUGCGUGCAGAAGCAGAUGCGGAUUCAGAGCUGACAGGCGACAUGAUCAAGGUCGGGGAAGUCUUCGAAGCUACAGAAGCUGUACCCCCGUCAGACUCCACCGGGCUUGGAUAUCUUCGGGUUGGAGACAGGGGCUGGGUCUUUGACAUGGGCAUCGCUGGACCAUGGAUUGGUGUGCCUGUGGUGGCGGCAGUCACUGGACCGAAUGCGAUGAAGUACGCGCAGAUCUUGCGCAACCCUGCGCAGUACGCCGAGUAUCAGGCAGCCCUUGGCGACGAGAUUUUCCUCGACGAGGAUCAACCGGAAGGACCAUCAAACGAAAGGAACGAUGCUCUGUGGCAGGACUUGCAGCAGGAUAUCGAAGACACCGGGCUGCUGACUGAAGACGAGCAGCAGUCGUUCGAGAGUCUGUGUCAGGAUGAAGAGGAACGGAAUCUGGUCCUCUCCUCUUUGCGAGCUGCCGCAGGAGAAGCUUUUCGCAAGCUGGUGGUGCCAAGAUGGAUGAAGCUGGCUCAGCUUCUACCGCCGGAGAUGAAGCGAGAAAUGGAAGCAACAAGGCAGUUGUACGGUGCGCUGCCAGGCUGCUCGAACUACAAACUCCGUCCAAAUGAUACAGGUCGAAGGAGACAGUAUCAGGCGAACGUGGAGUCACCUGGCCACACAAGCUGCAGUGUUGGCUCAAGAUUUGGCAAGGAGCCUCUUUCAGGGGUGCGAGGAAGAGUCGGAUCCGUGCAGGCUCAUCUGACCAAUGAUGUGGUCCAAGCAGAAGUCGGGCCUGGAUCGUACGAGCUGCCAAGCGUUUGGGAUGAUCACGCCACGACCAUUGGUGGACAAGACAGAUUUCAGGAGCAGAUUGGACAGGAAACGCCUGGGCCAGCAACUUACGCACAGGACUUGGUGGCGCCGCCACCUAUGUCGACAUCGGCGACUACGGCAUCCUUGGUUGAGGCUUCGCCCGCGCCGGGCGAGAUUGGAGAGAGCGCCGGGCAGCCCACGCCUUCGACGACGCGCCGGCAGCAGUGGAUGAAGACGUCGGGCCGCCGGUCAUGGGCGUGCCUCUUUCGAGCGACGAGGAUCGAGCUGGUCGCUGAGGUUCCGACGCCAGGCUUCGCCUUCGACAUCGCCAGCGUCUCCGUUCAGACCGACGCGGCGGUGUCCUUCUCGUCCUUCAUCGGCGACAACACGCAGGAGGCUCUCGCGGCCGCCAUCAGGGCGUUGUCGCCAAGAGAUCGCGCUCGCCUCGACGGGGCGUAUCGGCUGGCGGUGGACGACCCGGCGCCGGUUGGGGCGAGGGUUUUUCGGGAGGAACAGCAGGUCGCCUUCUUGCCCGACGAUGAUGGCGAGCCCACCGCCCUUGAGGAGUUUUUCCAGGAGAAGGAGGCGUCCGUGAACGCCCCUCCCGCCCCGACGGCCUUGCCGUUUUCUUCGGCGAGUUCGUCAUCGACGGGGCUCCCAAGAAGGCGCCGUUCAAAAAGGCGCCGCCGGCCUUGCCGCAGCAGGUGCCUACGACGGGGCACACCUUUAAAGGGCCCCCCGUGGUGUACCCGGACCGGGCGAUUGCCUUUUUUUGGGGGGACGCCCACGCCAAGCCUCCCGUCAAGAAGGCGCUGGCAGUCCGAAAGGCGCCCUAUCGCUUCGACGACAUGGGGCGAGUCAUCGAACAGCCGCCCCCGCCAGUGGAGAAGGCUCAGCCGGCCAAGGCGGACCCGACGCCGGCCCCCCAGUCAGCAGCAGACGCGCUUGGAGCGAAUUCGUCUGGGAAAGCGGCUGCUUCGUCGGUCGGGCGAUGCUCCGCGUGGGCCGGGCCCGUCCCGGGAGCACCUCCGCCGCCAGGCCUUCAUCCGUCGGGAACAGGCAGCAGUCCCGCGACUCCGGCGCCUACUCCCGGACUUCGUCGGCAGCGGCGUCCCGCAUUCCUCGCCGGGGCCUUUGCCGACAGCGGCGUCUACGGCGGCUUCGUCCUCAGUGCUUCCGCCUCCCACCCCGACGUGGUCGGGCGGUUUGGGUACGGCUCCCGCAACAGGAGCCAACGCUCGGCUGGGCGUAGAUCGUCCAAUGCUUGGGACGACGACCGGUUCCCUCUUCACGACCCGGCCGCGCGGAGGUGCCGCACACCAACUCCUGACCGGAAGCAGAGCGCCUGGAGAGCGACAUCGCCUGUGGAGCGGUUCCCGACCCGCAGUGCGUGUCCACCGAAAUAACUUCAGAGCCCUCUCACACGACGUCAGGGGCCGGCGUCUCCCGGCCGAGCCGCCUGGGACAUCAGGACCUACUAUUUCGGCUGGUGCUUUGUGCGCUGCCCGGGCUCCUUUCGCCGGGACGGGCAACCCUGCCCACAUGGAGAUCGGUGCCUUCGAGCUGUGA
Symbiodinium necroappetens is the source of this 4300-nucleotide messenger RNA. The record is from the annotation of a GenBank genome assembly. NCBI's taxonomy places the organism in Eukaryota, Dinophyceae, Suessiales, Symbiodiniaceae.